AUGUUACUAGCAUACUUAAAACAGGUAGCGGUCGUUGAUCGUCUUGGAGGUGAAUUUGUUGGACGAAAGCGAUUACAUUUCGUCACGGUCUCCGUAGUCGUGGCAUGUAUGGCUUGUAUUUUUAUGAUAGAGUUUACAGGUAAAACUACCGAAAUGGUUCUUGUGGUACGCACGUUGACUCUUCUGGCCUUUGGGACCACCGGAUGCAUAUUUUUACAGUUUCUUCUGGUGACAGCAGAGCUAUAUCCAACGGCUAUCCGUAAUCUGGCUAACUCCCACAUAAAUGUUUGUGGACGGCUUGGGAAUGUAUUUGGUCCACUUGCGUUCAGUUUGUCUUCCGGAAUCGUUGGCUUCCCUUAUCUGAUGAUGGCGACGAUAGGAUUUCUCGACAUCCUCUUCUUCCAGUUUACACUACCCGAGACCAAAGGGCAUCCACUCCCAAGCCGAAUGCCUGAGAAGAAGAAGAAAGCGGACGUUGAGAGCGUGAAUCUCAUCGUCAAAUCAUGA
This is a messenger RNA of Haemonchus placei, 507 nucleotides long. The record is from the annotation of a GenBank genome assembly. NCBI's taxonomy places the organism in Eukaryota, Metazoa, Nematoda, Chromadorea, Rhabditida, Trichostrongylidae.